Messenger RNA from Phytophthora nicotianae INRA-310, 1674 nucleotides. RefSeq lists its product as hypothetical. Lineage: Eukaryota; Oomycota; Peronosporomycetes; Peronosporales; Peronosporaceae. The coding region runs from base 1 to 1674 and encodes 557 amino acids. The record is from RefSeq and is a predicted model, not a curated record. Gene Ontology annotation, molecular function: nucleic acid binding; ATP binding; RNA helicase activity. The transcript has 4 exons.
AUGGCGGACACUUCGUCCAUAGUACCGCACGGCGCUGCUCAGCGCCUACCGCAGCCUGGCGAGCCCGUGUGUGUGUUCUGCGGUCGAUACGGCGAGUACGUGUGUGACGCCACAGACCAAGACGUCUGCAGUCUCGAAUGCCGCGAUCUCUGCAUAUCCAGACACCAAAUGAAGCUGCAACACGGUGCACAGCAAGCUAAGCAGUCCAAAGAACUUCGACGUAAACUAGGCAUCAAAAUAUCUGCUCAAACGGUGUCCGAGACCGGAAAAAGUGUCGACUCAUGGCCAAUUCCAUUCGUGGACUUUACACAACAACAAGAAGGUCUGCAAUUACCUGAAACAUUGCUGAAUAAUCUCAGUGCCAAUGGAUUUGAGAGACCGACGCCCGUGCAGAUGCAGACGAUUCCUUGUGUGCUAAUAGGACACAAUGUAUUGGUGAGUGCCCCUACAGGAACAGGUAAGACGGCGUCAUAUUUAAUUCCAGCGAUCACACAAAUGUUACUGGCCAGAGAAGAUAAGGAGGAGGUUUUAGCGUUGGUGCUGGCUCCUGUUCGAGAGCUGGCGAUCCAAAUUGAGACUGUGGCGAAGAUGUUAAUGCGUGGGAUUGCCAAUAUGAAGACUGCACUCUUAGUGGGCGGCUUCCCCGUUCCGACGCAGCGCUAUCGGCUCCAAGGUGGCGUUCAACUGAUUGUGGCCACACCUGGUCGCUUUCUUGAUAUCUUCACGAACUAUAGCGGUGGCGAUGCUAUCUUGCCUGCUAUUCGCUUGUGCGUAAUUGACGAAGUGGAUGUUAUGCUGGACAUUGGUUUUCGACCGCAGAUUUCCCAAAUUGUGGCGCUAUUGGCUGAAGACCGCCACAGAGAGGUUCAAUUACUCUUCUUCAGUGCUACCGUUUCUGAUGAGGUUGAAACUCUGGUUCGACAGAUUCUGAAGACUCAAAGAGAGCACUCUUAUACUCGAAUCGACGUUCGUAGAGAUGAAAACGCGUCCAUAGGAAUGCCGCGUUAUUCGCUAGGUUCAGGUGUUAAACACGUGGUUCGGUGGGCUGAAAACAAAGCGAAAAAGAACGAAGUAUUCGAGUUUUUGAAAGGAAAAGGGGAAGAAUCAACGCUUGUCUUCGUUGGAUCAAAACUUGGCGCCACGAUGCUGGCAGAAUCGAUUGAAAAGCGUUGUGGGAUUGGCGCUGCGGCGAUUCAUGCAGAUAAAACCCAGCAAGAGCGACUCAGUCUGCUUGAAGCUUUCGUGAACUUGGAGACUCCUGUUCUGGUAUCCACGAACGUGUUGAGCCGUGGAAUGGAUCUAUUGAACGUUGAAAACGUGGUCGUCUAUGACUUCCCUAAGAAGAUUACAGACUUCGUUCACCUCAUUGGUCGUACUGGGCGUACUGAUGAUGUAUCGGGGAAGGCGCUUACACUUGUGAAUCUGGACGACCGCCCACUUUUUCGGGAACUUAUCCCUUUAUUGCGCCAAGUUAAAGUUUCUGUACCUCCAGAAGUGUACCAGAGUAUUCGUUCUGAGGAUGCUAAGAAGCGUACUCGCUCAAUUAAAGCCGUCGUGGAUGAAUCUAAGCGAGCUUUCCGCAUUCGAAGGGAGCUGAUGGAUGAAAUAGGAACGCAAGCAUCGGACUGGAAGGAAUGGGAUAACCACAACAAACGGAGGCGUAUAGGGCCGUAA